AUGGGCGGAUGGAAGUUGGAAACCGGUCGAUUUCUGAUGCUCAUCACUUUCCCAGUCGGCGCGUUUUGGCUUUUCAAUCAGCCAACGAUUUUCAAAGAAUUCAUGAGAGGCUACAGAAUCCCGGACAGUAGUCAGGGCGACAAAGCGAUGGCUGAAUUCAAAGAGCAAUUGUUGGCGAAUAAACGAAAAGAAGAGUACGAGGCGUUCCUUCGCGAGCAGAUGGCGUUCGAGGAGGCCAAGAAACUUCGGGCAGCUAAUAAAAUCUGA
Caenorhabditis briggsae is the source of this 267-nucleotide messenger RNA. The transcript is spliced from 2 exons. Lineage: Eukaryota; Metazoa; Nematoda; Chromadorea; Rhabditida; Rhabditidae. The record is from RefSeq and is a predicted model, not a curated record. Gene Ontology annotation, biological process: mitochondrial respiratory chain complex IV assembly. Gene Ontology annotation, cellular component: mitochondrial inner membrane; mitochondrion. The coding region runs from base 1 to 267 and encodes 88 amino acids.